Molecule: messenger RNA, 4399 nt
Organism: Ceratosolen solmsi marchali
Lineage: Eukaryota; Metazoa; Arthropoda; Insecta; Hymenoptera; Agaonidae
Gene: Rab3-GAP
Product: Rab3 GTPase activating protein
Exons: 19
Coding region: 127-4398 (1423 amino acids)
Biological process (GO): regulation of GTPase activity
Source: RefSeq, a predicted model, not a curated record
CGUCAUGUCACUGCUAUGAUCGAGAUCAUAUGUUCGCGAAUUCGUUUUUGGCAGUGUUGUUAUUGUAAGGUUUCUUCGUAAAGCCUUCGGACUAGUGCGUUUGGCCGACAAUACGUUUGGAAGAACAUGUCUUGCCAAAUUAAAGGCAUUGCAAAUUUAGUCGAUCCCGUUGAUUUAAAAAGUCGUCUUUUUGGGAAUUUCGAUCAGAAAUUCGAUAACGUGCCUGAAAAUGAAUUACCCUUACAAGAUUGUUUUCUUUCUUUAUCGCCGUCUGGAGAUAUUUUGGUCAUAGCAUGGAAUACUCGUAUGGUCAUAUUAGGCUCAAAAUGGGACUCUCAAGAGUCUAGCGACGUAAAGAAUAAAUUUCAUAUUAUUUGGGAUGGCAAUGUGGCAUCGAGACAAAACGAAUGGAUAACAUCUUUAAUAACCCUUCCAAUUAUUUCUAAUGGCAAAUCAAGCGGUGGUGUAGGCACAGAGUGGACGUAUAUAGCUGUGGGAUUGAAUACUGGAUUCUUACAAUUUUACACAGAAAGCGGAGGAUUAUUGCUGGAAGAACAGUUACACAACGAAAGCAUAAUAAAUAUAAAGUGCCAAUCGCAUUACUCUCCUAAACAUGCAGGGGAUACAGGAACUUUGGAGGAGAUUCAUGUUUUGUACAACACAGUUGUAUGCAUUUUACAAGGAUUUUCUUUAUUUUCAACUUUAAGAGCAUUUAGAAAUUAUUUAGCUAGAGUGAAGGCCAAUUGCGAGGAUAAGCCUCCUGCAGUAAGUUUAGUAUGUAAAAAAUGGGGGUUUAAAAAUCAAGAUGUCGUAAAUGAUUGCGAAGUAAUUGGUUCCACUUCUGUAAAUACUUUUGAUCACCUUAUGACCGCGUCCAUUUGCGGAGGAUAUAAUUCCAGUUAUCGCUCCAGUGCACCUCAACAUAGUCUAGUUAUAGCUACAGGAAAGAAGCCGUUCAUUGGUUUCCAUUAUGCUUUUGAAGGAGCUUCCGCUCCCAUUUUAUCGGAUGUCGCUAUUGCUAUGGCCAGUAAAGUUGUAAGUGCCAUUGGUGCUGCUGUUCCAUGGUUCAAAGGAAAUUCAAAAAAUGUAGCUACGUCGGAAAAAUUGAAAGGAUUUAUUAAUGAACCUGCUGAAUCGAUGACCUGCAGAUUUGGUGUAAGUGAUAUUUUGAGAGAAGGGGACUGCAUUAUUGUCAGUCCAAAUAAAUUGCUAUCAAUUAUUUGUGAUGCCAUGGGAAGAGUGAUGUUAAUCGAUAAUAUACAAGGAAUCGUAUUAAGAAUGUGGAAAGGUUAUAGAGAUGCUCAGUGUGGGUGGAUACAAGCUGUAGAAGAAAAGAAUCGAGUACUUGCGAAAAGUCAUCAAGGUGGUAAAAUCGCUGCAGGUAAUACAUUGCAAAAUCGAAGAUGCAAAGUAUUAUUUUUGGUAAUUUAUGCUCCCAAAAAAGGUAUAAUUGACAUUUGGGGUGUACAAAAUGGACCUAAAAUCAGUAGCUUCUAUGCUGGUAAACAUGGAAGGCUACUAUAUACGAACUAUGGAUUAUGCGGAUUAAACGAUAUGACAUUAAAGUCAAGAAAUCAAGCACAAUAUCCUUGUGUUUUCAUUGAUUCACUUGGAGGAAUGAAAGAGAUCACAGUUCCAUUCCAUUUUGCUCUUAAUAGUCAUAAUAAUAGUGAACAUAGCAAUAGUUCUAGAGACACGCAUUUAUUUAAGAAAUUAAAAAAAUUUUUGAAGGAAGAAGAAUUCAAUGAAGAUAAAUUGAUUAAUGAAGUUACCAAUCUUUGUUUGGAUAUAAAAACGAAUGAUGUUCAAUUAGAAACCAUUGAAAUGUUAAUGAUUAAUAAGCAUAUUACACCAAGUGCUUUGUUAGCCGUUGUCGAUUGCUUUUCUAAGCAAUCUGAUUCUGAAAACGACGCAUCUAAAUUAUUGUCGAAACAACACAAUCGGCUAUUAAAACAACUGGGUGAUGUUAUUAAAUUUUACAUAUAUAUUAAAGCACAAUAUGACCAACCACCCGAAUAUACUACCGACGCUUCAGAUGAAAUUGUCAAUGAAAAGCAACUGUCCAAUACAUUGUUUACGUCUGAACAGGAAAUACAUAGAAUUUUAACAUUGUCAAAAACGUUAGCAAGUAUGAGAAAAUCCAAUCCAAAUAGUCAAAGUAGAGUGACAUUUAAAGAAGAUGGAGAAACAUUUUUAAAUUUCUUAUCAUGUUUUGAUUUUAAUUCUUCGAAUUAUUUAGAGUUAAAAAAAGAUGUUAAUUUCGAUUUAAAAUGUCGGAUUUCCAAAUUGAUAUUUCAAGGAUGUAUGUACUCGAGUGUUCCAAUGUCGAAUUGGCGAGAUCGUGCUGUUAAUAGCAAUAUACAUCCCGAAGUGCUAAUCCAGUUUGCUCUUAUUUAUUGGCUGACCAAAAGUAUGGUAUCAUCAUUGGAAGUAGAAUUGAUAAGUUUUACAAAAAUACUUCAUACUAUUUGCUUAUUGAAUGAUGCAGAAGAAAUAUGCACGAGCUAUAAUGAGGUUUCGCGCUGGUGGAGGGACGUUAGAAAUAUUUUAAUAAAUUCCACCGAUCCGUUUAACGCAUUAACCGCAGCAAUGGCGUGUAGAGCAGUCUCGAUUACUAUGCAAAAAAAUAAAGAUCGAUUGCAAACCAGCAUUAAGAGCGAUUUUAAUGAAAAUGAAGCCGAAGAUGAAAAAGUUAUUAGCAAGUCAGAGAAGUUGGUAAGAGAUAAUGUGAAAGAAGAUGGAAACUCGUCGCCAGAAGAAGUUAGUAAUCUUAAUGAUUGGGAGAGUGUCAGUAAAGAUACUUGUCAAUUUUCGUUGCUUAUCGGCAAUUUAGAGGAUGUUGCCAUAUUAAAUGCAAUCGUUUGCAAUUCUCCAACACUGGACGAAACCACGCCAUUUUAUACUUUACCCUAUAAAAUAACUACUGUAUCGUUGGAGCUUGUGCUUUCUAAGGGAAAAGGAUCUGUAUCAGAAAUAGUAUCAAAAUGGCUUAGCUCAACUGGUGUCGACCCUGCGCUUCUAAUAGAUGAAUCAAAUACUGAAUUAGAGCAGUGGAAUUUGUCAGAAAAUUCAUUAAAAUUUACGGGCUGGUCGGAUGAAGCCAAGUCCGUAGACUUUCUUCAGCAAGAUUCCAAAAAUUUUGCACCCGAAAUCGAUGGCGAUACCACUAAUACUCAACAUACCGCCCUCGCAAAAGUUUUAGAUAAAGUAUCAUUACUUAAACGAUACUUUCCAUACAGUUUAAAUAGUAGCGUUUUACUAGCCAAUUUAUCAUGGGAAUUCAUUAUGUUUUGGAUCAAAGAUAUAACGCGAUUAGAGGCAUUAGAAACUUCAUUGAAUGUACUUCGUCAUAUUCCUUUUGAUCGUAUCCGUCAUGGGAUAUGUUGCCUACUCUGGAAUCUUCAUUUAAAGAAGAAAAUUGAAAGCGUUGCAAAACUUAUCAACAAAGUAGGGAAAUUACCAAAAGAACGCUUGUGUAUACAAGACAUUGGACUUUCAGACACUCAACUCACAAUAUUCUUGCAUCAUUGUGUUAAAUUUUUAGAUAUCUGGUUAAAUGCUGCAGUUGUAGAAGAUGAAAAAUAUUCAUAUAUCAGAUCUGAGGAAUUGUGGGAGGGUCAUACAGGUGGCCCACAGCCUUUGGCAAUUGUAGCAAUUUCACAAGCACCGGCUCACUACGAUUUACUUAUGUUACACUGGCAAUUGGCAAGUGUAUUUUACGCGAUGUCAUAUUUUAACUUGAAAGUAACAAAACCAAUUGACAAUAUGUUUCAUUCGAUGGCUCAUCAAUAUUUUUUUCGCGACAUAACGGAUAAAAUAACGAUUCCAUCGUACAAGGAAGACAAAAGGGAUAAUAUGCGUUUAGAAUUUCUUUGUCGUGUCAUUACAGCUACCAUAGAAUCAAUUCAUCAAGAAACAUUAGUCAAUAAUUUAAAUUUUACCGAAGCGACUCAAUGGAUGUGCAAAUGCAAAGAUUUAGCAUGUGCGUGGCAACUUGAUGUCGAUGAACUCAGAAUUCAUCAAGUCUGUCAAUUGUAUAUUAAUGGCUUUGAUCGAUUAGCGGAAGAGGCCAGUUUUUUUGUAAAUGAUCAAGAAAGGUUAGCUGCAAAACUUCUCCCAAUUGCAGGUGGACGUACAAUGGCUUAUAUUUCGAAAGUACCUGAUUUAUUAAAAGAAAUAUCAAGGAUAAGUCCGAACCUUACCACAUAUCUAAAAAACCUUGUACAGGAUUCUCCGGAUACAAUUUUCACAAAUUGUUCCAAUAAAGACAGAAUAGAGUUAGUGCAAAAGAUAUACAGAAAUAUUCCAGAAACACAUCAUGAAUAUCAUAUAGCUCAGCAGAUGCUUGAUGCAACUUCCAAUUUUGAAGAGGAAACUUCUUUGAAAUCGAACGAUUAAU